AAGUGGGAAAGGAGAUGUAUAUAGUGAAGAAUGGGCAGGUGCAGGUAGUGGCUGGACAAAAUGGGGAAGAGGUUCUGGCUACUCUAACAGAGGGCACUGUGUUUGGAGAGAUAAGUCUACUGUCUCUGGAUGGUGGGAACCGUAGGACUUGCAGAUGUACGGUCAAAUGGCUUUUCCAAUCUCUUUGUUUUGAGUAAGGAUGACCUGAAUGAAGCUUUGGAAUUCUAACCCAAAUGCACAAGAAAUACUGAAGAACAAAGCAAAACAGCUGAUGCGACAGAAUGAAGCAAGAGAACGGAAAAUGAACAGAGAAGACUCGGACAAUAAUUUGGAGCCUGCCAGCAAGUUCCCUAGGAGGAUGUUACCAGAUUCUGUGCGAAUUUUGACUAAAUAUUCAAAAUGCCGAUAUCCCAAAAACUCAUCAAGAUCUAGAGUGAGAACAUCUGUCUACUGCACAAAACCGUUCUCAGAGGAAACUGAAUAUCAGAAACUAAUGAGUCGCAGUUUCUCAGUAGACUUGGGCGAUCUACAGAUCUACCAAAAACUGUCUGGAUGCUUCUGAAACCAACCUAGCAGCAGAAAUACCUUGCCAAGUGACGGUACAUCGGGACAAUGAGUGAACUGAUGGAAUCCUUAACAUCAGAACUGGAUAAUUGGAAUUUGACACUGAAACUACAGGCAAAUAAAUUAUAUCCAGAUAUGUCAAACAACAAUACACUGAAAAACUGACUUUUAAUAUAUACAUAGAUUGCAACACAAAAACCACAUUGAUGCUGAUUACACAGGCAAAUAUUCUGUAUACACAAGCUCUGAAAAUAAAACAGCAGCAUUGAAUCAGUAUGCUUAAAAACAACUACUUUACUUUCACAGUUGACAACACUUCCACACUCCCAUGCAGAGUGAUCUGGAUAUAAUUUAUAAUUUGUCUCUAGCAGAACGUGAUGGCUGUGUCUAUUUCUCUAUUGUGAUAUUGCUGUAAUUUACAUUUAUGAGAGAAUCAAUAAAGACAAAUAUUUAAGUUCAUA
This is a messenger RNA of Homalodisca vitripennis (glassy-winged sharpshooter), 1025 nucleotides long. RefSeq lists its product as uncharacterized. The record is from RefSeq and is a predicted model, not a curated record. Bases 209 to 562 code for a protein of 117 amino acids. Lineage: Eukaryota; Metazoa; Arthropoda; Insecta; Hemiptera; Cicadellidae. The transcript is spliced from 5 exons.